AUGUCGGCGUACGACGAGGUGGAGAUCGAGGACAUGGAGUGGAACGCGGAGCUGAAGGCGUACACGUACCCGUGCCCCUGCGGCGACCUCUUCCAGAUCACGCUCGACGACCUCCGCCUCGGGGAGGAGAUUGCGCGCUGCCCCUCGUGCUCGCUCUUCCUCACCGUCGUCUACAACGCCGAGGACUUCGCCGACGCCAAGGAGCCGACCCAGAAGCCGUCCCCGAGCCCAGUCGCCGUCGCCUGA
Miscanthus lutarioriparius is the source of this 246-nucleotide messenger RNA. The record is from the annotation of a GenBank genome assembly. NCBI's taxonomy places the organism in Eukaryota, Viridiplantae, Streptophyta, Magnoliopsida, Poales, Poaceae.